Owenia fusiformis is the source of this 4805-nucleotide messenger RNA. The record is from the annotation of a GenBank genome assembly. Lineage: Eukaryota; Metazoa; Annelida; Polychaeta; Sabellida; Oweniidae.
UAAAGAGGUCAAGGUCGGCGCCAUCUUUCUCAACGUUUGCGGUGAAAAUAAUAAUGAAUAUCUGCUAAAUCCAGCAACAUCGGGGCGAAUGCAGACACUGUUUAUACCUCACAUUGUGCAAUCAAUGUCAAAGUAACAUAUGUUUGAAAUCUGAUAGCUGUUUCCUAUCUUACUGCAGCCAUGUUUCUCUACAAUUUAACACUGCAGCGAGCUACAGGUGUAACGCAUGCCAUCCAUGGUAAUUUCUCCGGGACAAAACAGCAAGAAAUUGUUGUGUCCAGGGGGAAGAUAUUGGAACUUAUCCGACCAGAUCCAAACACAGGCAAAGUGUACACAUUGCUGACAACUGAAGUGUUUGGUGUUAUUCGAUCAUUGAUGCCAUUCCGUCUCACAGGAGGCAGCAAAGAUUACAUCGUAGUUGGCUCUGAUUCUGGGAGAAUAGUUAUCUUGGAGUAUGUUCCCUCAAAGAACAUAUUUGACAAGGCUCACCAGGAAACCUUUGGUAAAAGUGGCUGUAGACGCAUAGUCCCAGGACAGUACCUAGCUGUAGAUCCUAAAGGACGUGCUGUUAUGGUAGCCUCAGUUGAGAAACAGAAACUUGUAUAUAUUCUAAACAGAGAUGCCCAAGCCAGGCUGACUAUAUCAUCGCCUCUAGAGGCACAUAAAUCGAACACUUUAGUGUAUCAUACUGUCGGUGUGGAUGUCGGCUUUGAGAAUCCAACAUUUGCCUGUUUGGAAAUUGAUUAUGAGGAGUCAGAUAUGGAUCCGACAGGAGAGGCAGCGCAGAAAACACAACAGAUGCUAACAUACUAUGAACUGGACUUAGGGCUGAACCAUGUAGUCCGGAAAUAUUCAGAACAGUUGGAGGAGCAUGCUAAUUUCCUUAUAUCUGUACCUGGUGGUUCUGAAGGUCCCAGUGGUGUACUGAUCUGCUCAGAGAAUUAUAUUACAUAUAAAAAUUUUGGUGACCAGCCUGAUAUCAGAUGUCCCAUCCCUAGGAGGAGGAAUGAUCUGGAUGACCCAGAGCGAGGGAUGAUAUUUGUAUGUGCAGCCACCCACAAAACCAAAAGUAUGUUCUUCUUCCUCGCCCAAACAGAACAAGGGGAUCUGUUCAAGAUCACACUGGAACAAGAUGAAGACAUGGUGACAGAAAUCAGACUGAAGUACUUUGAUACGGCCCCUACUGCAUCCGCUAUGUGUGUUCUCAAAACUGGUUUCCUCUUUGUAGCUUCAGAAUUCGGCAAUCAUAACCUGUAUCAGAUUGCUCACUUGGGAGAUGAUGACGAAGAGCCAGAGUUCAGUAGUGCCAUGCCUCUAGAGGAGGGCGACACAUUCUUCUUUGCCCCUAGACCCUUGAAGAACUUGGUUGUUGUGGAUGAAUUAGACAGUCUGUCACCCAUUAUGAACUGCCAGAUUGCAGAUCUGGCCAAUGAGGACACUCCCCAGAUGUACACCAUAUGUGGACGUGGUCCAAGGUCAACAUUGAGAGUACUUAGACAUGGACUGGAGGUAUCUGAGAUGGCUGUGUCAGAACUUCCUGGUAACCCCAAUGCUGUAUGGACUGUCAAGAAAAAUGUUGAUGAUGAGUUUGACGCCUACAUCAUAGUGUCCUUCGUGAAUGCCACCCUUGUACUGUCUAUUGGUGAAACCGUAGAGGAGGUCACAGACUCUGGGUUUCUGGGUACCACACCUACCUUGUCUUGUUCUCAACUGGGAGAUGAUGCCCUUGUGCAGAUCUAUCCAGAAGGUAUUCGUCACAUCAGAUCUGAUAAGCGUGUGAACGAAUGGAAGACUCCUGGCAAGAAGGCAAUUGUGAAAUGUGCCGUCAACUCCCGGCAGGUGGUCAUUGCUCUCACUGGAGGGGAGCUGGUCUACUUUGAGAUGGACCCUGCUGGUCAGUUGAACGAAUACACAGAAAGGAAAGAGAUGUCGGCAGAGGUGAUUUGUAUGGGUCUAGGACGUGUUCCUCAAUCUGAGCAACGAUCUCGUUUCUUGGCUGUUGGUCUGGGAGAUAACACAGUCAGAAUUAUAUCACUUGACCCAUCAGACUGUCUAUCACCACUUAGUAUGCAGGCUCUCCCGGCACUGCCAGAAUCUCUCUCUAUUGUUGAGAUGGGAGGUGUAGAGGCUUCAGAAGAUACUGUAGCCAGUAAAGCGGGUAUAUUCCUCAAUAUUGGACUUCAGAAUGGUGUACUUCUGCGUACAGGAUUGGAUAGUGUGACGGGAGAUCUGUCAGAUACACGCACACGAUAUCUAGGCUCCAGACCUGUGAAGCUGUUUACUAUAAACAUGCAGGGCAACGAAGCUGUUCUUGCCAUGUCUAGUCGGUCUUGGCUCAGUUAUACAUAUCAAAACAGAUUCCAUUUGACUCCUUUGUCGUAUGAGACUCUAGAGUAUGCAUCUGGUUUUGCCUCCGAACAGUGUCCAGAAGGUAUAGUCGCCAUCUCUACUAAUACAUUGAGAAUUUUGGCUCUUGAGAAGCUAGGUGCUGUGUUUAACCAAGUGUCCACCCCUCUACAGUACACACCCCGCAAGUUCGUCAUCCACCCGGAGACCAACAACCUGAUCAUGAUCGAGACUGACCAUAAUGCUUACACUGAAGAGACAAAACAGGAGCGAAAGCAGCAUAUGGCGGAAGAGAUGGUGGAGGCAGCUGGUGAGGAAGAACAAGAGCUAGCAGCAGAGAUGGCAGCAGCAUUCCUGAAUGAAAACCUCCCUGAGAAUGUAUUUGGUGCCCCUAAAGCUGGCCCUGGAAUGUGGGCGUCACUGAUUCGUAUCAUCAACCCAAUAAAUGGCACAACCCUGGAUCAGGUGGAACUAGAACAGGAUGAAGCUGCACACAGUAUUGCACUUGUAAAGUUUGCUGGGCGUCCCGAUGACACAUUUGUUAUCAUAGGCGUUGUCAAGGAGCUCGUCCUCAACCCGAGAUCGACCUCUGGUGGCUCCCUCUACACAUACCAACUUAAGGAAGAGGGCACAAAACUGGAGCUUCAGCAUAAGACUUUAGUUGAUGAACUUCCUGCAGCGUUGGCUUCAUUUCAAGGACGUUUACUCGUUGGUGUAGGGAAAUAUCUCAGAAUCUAUGAUCUCGGAAAGAAGAAAUUGUUGCGCAAAUGUGAAAACAAGCAUUUGCCUAACUUUAUUGUGAACAUUCAUACUAUGGGGAAUCGUAUCGUUGUAUCCGAUAUUCAAGAAAGUUUUCACUUUCUGCGAUACAAGCGCCAGGAAAACCAACUCGUGACAUUCGCAGAUGACACACACCCUCGUUGGAUUACCUGUGCCACCAUGUUGGAUUACGAUACAAUGGCUGGUGCAGAUAAAUUCGGCAAUAUUUUUGUGGUUCGUCUACCACCAGACACCUCUGAUGAUGUUGAUGAAGAUCCAACAGGAAACAAAGCACUCUGGGACAGAGGAAUGCUCAAUGGUGCUUCACAAAAGGCUGAUACAGUAAAUAGUUUCCAUAUAAGUGAAGUGGUCACAUCAUUACAGAAGGCGACACUAAUCCCAGGUGGUUCAGAGUCCCUUGUCUACACCACUCUAUCUGGGGGCAUUGGCAUGCUGGUCCCCUUCACAUCUCAUGAGGAUCAUGAUUUCUUUCAACAUGUAGAGAUGCACAUGAGGUCUGAACACAGUCCACUAUGUGGUAGAGACCACCUCUCAUACAGAUCAUACUUCUUCCCUAUAAAGAAUGUGAUAGAUGGAGACCUCUGUGAAAUGUUCAACUCUUUGGAACCUAGCAAACAAAAGGUGGUGAGCGAUGAACUAGACAGGACACCCAGUGAGGUAUCAAAGAAACUAGAGGAUAUAAGGACUAGAUACGCAUUCUAAAACAAACAGUAGAAUAUGAAAGGUGUACAGAGAUCAUCAAUCACAGGAUUUUUAAUAUCAUCAAUCAUGGACUUCGAUCAACAGAAGUUUGACUUCAUUCAAUAGGGGAACAUUGACUUCAAUCAAGAGGAAAAUUGAUACCAAUUAACUGGACAAUUGGCUUCACAUCACAUAUUCAGAAAUAACAAUUUGAGAAAUAUCCUAGAUCAUGUUUUAUUGCAAUAAGGAUAGGUAAAACAGAGUCAAGAUUAUGUGUUCAUAAGUGAGAAAUGACUGGUGAUAUUUACAAAUAAUCACAUUUAGAAGUGCUAAUGCUACAAAGACUUUGUAGCCUACUUUUAUUGAAAUAUAGGUCAUUUAUCUAGCCUUCAAUAGAACGUUUUGGCCAGUUGGAAAUUCAUCAAACUGAAUCCUUUUAAAGGUUGAUUCAGUCUGAUAUAAGAAACUCUAGAUAAUUGUUUUUGUUUGAUGCCAAGCAUUAAUUCUUUAUUCGAUAAAACAUAUUUUCAAUCUUCCUGAUGUCAUCACACACUGUACAGUGAAAAAUAGGUGAUUAUUGAAUGAUUACAUAAUUCCCCUGCCCCAGGACCAUACUGGUUGUGAAUGAGAUUAAUGUGUUCACACAAUAAUGCUGUGUACAUUGAUCUCUGAGCCCAGCGAGAUGAAUGUUCUGAUUGGUUGGCCAGGUUCGGGGGGUUAUUAGUUUUGUAACGUGUGAGAAGACCUGUAUUUCACUGGUUGUGUUUUUCAGGGCAAAAUUUGUUAAUUUCGCCAAUCAUUUUAUCAACCUUCAUAUGUCAAUGUAUAAAGAUCAUUAUUUGAAAAGUGCUAUUUUGAAAUAUUUCCUCAAGUUGAAGUAAAUUCCAAGAAUGUCUAUAGUCUGAAGAAUGUCACACAUUUAGUUUUUAAAUAUAUUUGUAUUUUUUGUAUUGUAAAAAUGUAAAUAGUUAUGAAAUAGAAUGAAAAAUUGAAAAAUA